This is a messenger RNA of Eucalyptus grandis, 1903 nucleotides long. RefSeq lists its product as uncharacterized. Gene Ontology annotation, molecular function: RNA methyltransferase activity. The record is from RefSeq and is a predicted model, not a curated record. Lineage: Eukaryota; Viridiplantae; Streptophyta; Magnoliopsida; Myrtales; Myrtaceae. The coding region runs from base 67 to 1644 and encodes 525 amino acids. Gene Ontology annotation, biological process: RNA processing. The transcript has 15 exons.
CAUUUUAUCCACUCCCGGCAAAAAUCAAGUGCAGCGAAGCUCCGUCGUGCUCGCCCAGCUCCGGCGAUGUCACUGUGCCUCCUCUCCGCCCGCUCCCUCUGCCCAACCGCCUCCUGCCGCCUCUCUCCCGCCGCCUCAGCUCCUCCCUCCCCGCCGCCGCCGCCGCCCGCUCCGGCGACCCUCCGUCUGAGCCCGGCCUCGACCUCGCCGGCCUGCGCGCUCCAGUGCUCUCACUUCCAAUCGUGCUCGGGGUGUACUCACGAGCUGAACCUCCACCGUCCGAGCGUCGUCGACGAUGCCGCUGAUUUCUUCAAGAGCUUAGGCGUCUCGGAUUUCACUUUCGAUAGUUGCAAGCUUUGGGGGUGGAGAUGCCGUGCAAAGUUGGCGGUUCGUGGCUCAUCGGUGGAUCCUCUCAUUGGACUCUAUCAGGAGGGCACGCAUAGUGUGGUGGACAUCCCUAAUUGCAAAGCUCAUCAUCCGAACAUUAAUGCUGCCAUGGAACUGUUGAAGCAAGGAAUCAAAGAGUUAGGUAUAGAACCACACGAUGAGGAUCAAGGGACAGGUGAUCUGCGCUACGUGCAGAUGGCUGUGACGACAUACAAUACAUCUAUUCCCGCCUCAGAAAGAUACCAACAUGGUCAGGUUCAGGUUGCUCUAGUUUGGAAUUCUCGAAAUGAAAAUUCACCCAAUUCAGAUAAGCUGAAUGCCUUGGCUCAUUUUUUAUGGCGAAAUGGUGGGUCAAAAUGCAAAGUACCAUUCAUACACUCUGUGUGGGCCAAUUUUCAGACGUCAACUAGCAACGUAAUCUUUGGGAAUAGGUGGAGACAUCUUCUGGGAGAUAGGGACUUCUGGGAGCACCUUGGAGGCAUUGAUGUUUCGCUGGCUCCAUCCAGUUUUGGCCAAGCGAAUACGCGGGCUUUUAAUUCUUUGCUCCGGAAGUUACAGAAGUAUGUUCCUUAUGGUGCAUCAGUUACUGACUUAUAUGCAGGAUCUGGCGUCAUUGGCUUAUCCUUGGCUGCUACAAGAAAAUGCAGGUCUGUAAGAUGUGUAGAAAUUAACAAAGAAUCCAAGUUGUCUUUUGAAAAGACAGUUGAACGCCUGCCCAAAUAUGUGGAUAGCAGCAUCAGUUGGCAUCAAGCUGACACUUCAGUUGAGCCUACUUCUUGGCUUGUGGGAUCAGAUGUGAUUGUUGUUGAUCCUCCUAGAAAAGGACUUGAAGCAUCUCUUGUGGGAGCACUGCAGACUCUUCCAGCAUGGGAACUGAAAACUAGAUCAUCACCUGAAAGUUUUAAGACAAAAGAAGAGAAGAGACCAUGGGUACUUCGUGCUAGGGAAGCUUCUGUUCAAGUUGGAAAUGAUUUAAGUCAAGAGAACCGUCACUCAGUGCCUCAAACUCUUAUCUACAUAAGCUGUGGCUGGGAAAGCUUUAAGGAGGACUGUAAGUCAUUGCUGUCUAGCAAGGCCUGGCAUUUGGAGAAAGCCCAUGGAUUUAACUUUUUUCCUGGCACACAAAGCAUUGAAGUUUUGGCGGUGUUCAAAAGAAGGGAAAAUAUGCACAUCAAGAAAAAGAAGGCGGGAAAGAAAAAGAAGAAAUCACCUGCGAAGAAGCAAAAGGCAUUGAUGCACCAAGAAGUCAUGACCUAACGCAUACUCUACCCCCAUCCCGUCUAGUUUUACAAAGAGAAGACGGGAAAAAUUUUGUUCGCUCUCUACUCCAUUCUUCUAGGCCAGAAGCAUUUUGCUUUGAGCUGAUUAACUACUGGAGAGACUAGUUGCACAUAAACUGUAGCAUCGUGAGUCCUUGUUAUGUAUCUUCUUAACUUCUUGUAUACGGAAAUGCUUGCAUAUUAAAGGGUGUCCUGUCGGCAUUUGCUUAUAUUAAUAGUUUGUACCUCCUUUUCAA